AUGCCCGUGACGCUGUACUACUACACGGGCUGGGACCAGUGCCUGCUCCAUGGCUGCCCCAAGGGAGAGAGCGCCUGGAGAGACAUUCCCUUCAAGGAGGGUCGCAAGUGGAAGGAGCUGAGCUUCGAGGCCGAUGGCGUUGAGUUCGUGGUCUGCGACACCGCGAAGGCGUCCUGGGACCAUCCGCCGGACUGGUACGGCAAGGCGAACUACUUGAUCACGGAGCCCGGCAGCUACUCCUUGCGGAACGGGCACCUCCGAAGGGUGCGGGAGAAGAAGGUGCUGGUGGUGACUGACCUUGAUCACACGCUUAUUGGCCACGAGAGGGAUCCCGAGAACCACAUUCUGGAGGAGUUCAAGGCCACCUGGCUGGGGGAGUACGCGCCCAACGGCUCGGCGCUGGCCUACUCCACGGGCCGGAACAAAAGCAUGGCCCUGGAUGUGGCAAAGGAGCGGGGCUUGCCGCGACCAGAGCUGAUGAUUUGCGGCGUGGGCACGGAGGUCUACGCGAUUCCAGACAACUUGCCCUUGAUGGGUUGGUGGGAGGCCGGCGAGAGCCUAGAGCUGACACCCGAGUGGAGGGAAAAGGUUCUGAACGGCUUCUGCCGCAAGACGCUGGAGGAGACACUGACGACCAAGUUCCCCAAGUUUGAGGUCCGCGGCACACCGGAGGCGGAUCCCUACCGCAUCCCUACGGCUUAUCAGAUGGAUGAGGACUUUGAGCAGCAGAAGAAGUUGUUGCAAGAGGGCUUGGGCGCCAGCUACCAGGUGAUCUCCUCCGGCCACGGGGAAUGGAAGCUCGUGGACGUGUGCGGCGCGGAGGCGGGCAAGGGCAAAGCUCUCCAGUUCGCCAUGCGCACACUGGGCUUUGAACCGUCACAGACGCUGGCCUGUGGGGACAGUGGCAACGAUGAGCUGAUGUUCAGAUGUGACGGCGGCUAUGGGGUGAUGGUGGCCAACUCGUUGCCGGAGCUGGUCGAGGCCAUGAGCGGCCAUUCGGAGGGGGAGCUGGUGAAGGGCAAGACGUUCAAAACUCGGCACGGCUGCACCAUGCUCUUUGCCAGCAAGGAGGUUGCGGCAGGCAUCGUGGAGGCCUUGUUCCACUUUUGGCCCUGA
Molecule: messenger RNA, 1116 nt
Organism: Effrenium voratum
Lineage: Eukaryota; Dinophyceae; Suessiales; Symbiodiniaceae
Source: the annotation of a GenBank genome assembly